AUAGUUCCCUAGACAAUAAUGUAGCUCUAUGUAGAUCAAAAAAAAUUCAAGUGCAAAGCAAGUGACGAAUAAGCAGAACCGCAGGGCGUAUGUAUGUAGCAUGGCUGGAAAGCUAAGGCAAUUGCCGGAGACCGGUGAAAAUGUCCUGGUCCGUAGUCUACAAACUCUGCCCGAGGACAUUAUACGCUGCAUAUUCGUCUUUUUACCUCGACUAUGUGAUAAGGUGCAUCUUGCCUGUGCUGACCCCAAAUUUCGUCACAUCUUCGAGAGAUGGGCACGUAACCAAAAGAUUAACCUAGAUACUGAGGAUGUGGAACUAAUGACAUUGCCAGAAAUGAUUAAUUUCUUCACUAUGGCCGGACCAUUUAUUCAGGUACUUUAUGUGAAUUCUGCCUCUUUUGAAAAGGAAUCGUUGGUAGUAGAGUUCAUAGUGGAGUAUUGCAAAAAUCUCGAGGAGAUUUACUAUACCAAUGUGACCGAUGAGUUUCAUUAUCGCAUCAUAAUGGCAAAAUCGACAAAAUUGAAGAAAGUAUCCAUCGAUUGCAUGGACGCCGAUGAUGUUUUAACAUUUGAUUUAGAAGCCAAUCAGGACUUGGAAUACUUUGAGCUCAUCAAUGGCUGUUAUACUGGCAAACAUCUUUGCGGCUUUCCUAAACUUCAGACUCUGGUGCUACGUGAUUGCCUACUAUGGAAUUCUGGCGAAUUUGGCAUACCCCUAAAAUCUCUAAAAGUCUUAGAUUUAGAUGAUUGCUGUUUUGAAGUUAUGAAUCAAUCGUUAUUCGACAAAAUCACUGAAUGCUGCAUUGAACUGGAGGAGCUCUCUUUCUCUGGUUGUGACAUGAAUUUCGAAGUCAUUGCCCAAUUGCCGGAGCUCAAACGUUGUACUCUAAAGACCUGGAUGACAUCCAAUGAGUUGAAUCUUGGUUUUCUGGCCCAACUGGCCGAACAGAAAGGCAACAAACUAACCACUUUGCAUUUAUCUGGACAAUUUCUUAUUACCAACGAGCACGUUCGGUAUAUUGGACAAUUUAGCUCUCUGAAGGAAUUACGUUGGACUAAUAAUGAUGUUCUAGAAGACGAUCACUUUAAGUUUUUCAAUGACCUUCAUUUGUUGGAAACUUUUGCACUUUCCUGGUGUGGACAAGUCACAGAUUUGGGCCUCAUGAGAUUAUUGCGAAAGUGUGAACAACUUAAGGUAAUCGAUCUAACAGAUUGUGAAUUGAUAACAAAUGAGUUUGUGAUCAAUGCUAUAGCCUGUUGUGCCAAGUCAUCUUCGUAUAGGCACUUGGUGGUGAAUUCUAAAGGCACCAAGAUUAAGGAAACUAUGUUAACACAUCCAGACUAUUUGGCAUACUUGAAUCAUGUGAAACUCAACUUUACAAAUAAAUGAAUGGACAAUUUGA
Molecule: messenger RNA, 1403 nt
Organism: Drosophila willistoni
Lineage: Eukaryota; Metazoa; Arthropoda; Insecta; Diptera; Drosophilidae
Product: F-box/LRR-repeat protein 20
Exons: 3
Coding region: 101-1390 (429 amino acids)
Biological process (GO): SCF-dependent proteasomal ubiquitin-dependent protein catabolic process
Cellular component (GO): SCF ubiquitin ligase complex
Source: RefSeq, a predicted model, not a curated record